ACGUAUAGGGAGCUACAUAUAUAGAGGACCAAUGAGAUACACUUGCUCUACUUAAGCAUUUGGUCUUUCAAAGAUGAUUAAGUCCUUUCCUUCCAAAGCUCUGGUUCCUUCCAAAUCUCUGGUAAUAAGAAUCAAUCUGGUUUUCCUUGCAGUCUUCUUUGUCAUCUAUGUCUCUGUUCUCCUUGGACCAUCUAGUACUUCAGGCUCCCUGGAGUAUCCGGUAACCACUAUUAAGUGCUCCUUACGUGAGUGCCACAAUUAUAAGGUUGAAGAAGGUGUAGUACAGAUGAAGGCGGUCCUAGAAGAGAAAAAAGUGCGAGAGAAGAGCAAAAUGAGGACGAUGGUGAGAAGGGAGAAGCCAAGCUUUCUGAAUGAAAUGUGGGAAAGGAGAUCAAAGAAGAUUGGAAUGGUGAACAUGAAUGAAGAGGAGAUGAGUGAAUGGGAAAGCCAAGGGAAACUCAUAACAGUAGGCUUUGAACGCGUCUCAGAGAAUCUAGAAUGGAAACAUUUGUUCCCAGAGUGGAUCAACGAGGAAGAAGAGGGAGGCAGAUCUUCGUGCCCGGAGAUGCCCAUGCCGGAUUUCAUGGCCUACGAUGAGAUGGAUAUGGUGGUGGUGAAGUUGCCAUGUGAGUACCCUAAAAAAGGAUGGGGUAGGGAUGUGUUUAGGCUUCAAGUUCAUCUCAUAGCAGCUAAUUUGGCAGUAAAAAGAGGGAAGAGAGAUGAUGGGAAGACAAUGAAGAUGGUGUUUCUGAGUCGUUGCAAACCUAUGAUUGAACUGUUUCGAUGUGAUGAUAUGGUGAGGAGAGAGGGAGAUUGGUGGUGGUAUGAGCCUGAGAUACCCAGAUUGGAACAGAAGCUUUCACUGCCCAUUGGUUCCUGCAAAUUGUCUUUGCCACUCUGGGUACAAGGAAGCAUUGAUGAGGUUUACAAUCAAUCGAAGAUCACAGAAGAUGCGAGCAUAAGAAGAAGAGAAGCCUAUGCCACAGUUCUUCACUCCUCUGAAGCUUACGUCUGUGGUGCUAUAGUUCUAGCCCAAAGCAUCCUAGCUACAGGAACCAACCGUGAUCUUGUUAUCUUAAUAGACAAAACCAUCUCUCAACCCAAACGAGACGCACUCGCUGCUUCUGGUUGGAAAAUUCGCAUUAUCGAACGUAUCAGAAACCCUAAAGCAGAGAAGAAUACUUACAAUGAAUAUAACUAUAGUAAGCUCCGGCUAUGGCAGCUCACAGAUUAUGAUAAGAUCAUCUUCAUUGACUCUGACAUUCUUGUACUAAAAAAUAUGGAUAUUUUAUUCCAAUUCCCACAAAUGUCAGCUAGAGGAAACGAUGGGUUCAUCUUCAAUUCUGGAGUAAUGGCAAUUGAGCCAUCUAAUUGUACAUUUAAAGCUUUCAUGGAUUUGAAGGAUGAGAUUGUAUCUUACAAUGGAGGAGAUCAAGGGUUUCUUAAUGAAGUGUUUAUGUGGUGGCAUAGGUGGCCAAAGAGAGUGAGUUACUUGAAGCAAAUCUGGUCAAACACUGCACGUGAGACAAACAUGAAGAAUCAAUUAUUUGCUUCAGAUCCACCGAAGCUGUAUUCGAUUCAUUUUCUUGGGACAAAGCCUUGGUUAUGUUAUAGGGAUUAUGAUUGUAACUGGAACAUAGGUUAUCAUCUCGCUUUCGCCAACGAUGUCGCGCAUCGACGUUGGUGGAAGGUGCAUGAUGCCAUGGAUGAAGGGUUGCAGAGAUUUUGUGAACUUACUCCUAAGAGGAAGAUGAAAUUGGAUUUGGAUAUAAAGGUGGCAAGAGAGAGAAGUUUACAAGAUGGGCAUUGGAAGAUCAACAUUUCUGAUCCAAGACAACACAUGUUGCUUGCAGGAUAGUUAACCUAGCUACUGCAAUACAUGUUGUUCCAUAAUAACCUGCAACAGUACAGGAUCAUCAAUGGUCUUUUUUCCUUUUUCCCUUCGUACGUAGCUACAACAAUUGCUACAUUUUCCUGUAAGUUAUUGUUUGUAUAGAAUCAUGACAGUGAGAAAUGGGAACAAAUUCUUUUCUGUUUA
Molecule: messenger RNA, 2038 nt
Organism: Macadamia integrifolia
Lineage: Eukaryota; Viridiplantae; Streptophyta; Magnoliopsida; Proteales; Proteaceae
Product: UDP-glucuronate:xylan alpha-glucuronosyltransferase 2-like
Exons: 3
Coding region: 74-1858 (594 amino acids)
Biological process (GO): xylan biosynthetic process
Molecular function (GO): glycosyltransferase activity
Source: RefSeq, a predicted model, not a curated record